UUCCAAAGUAUCUCCUCCCUCAGUUCUCUCUGGUCUCUCACGCGUCCCUCAGCUUCACUCUGCGCCGCUCCGGCUCAGCCGGGAUUAGCGUCCACCGGAGCUCCGAUCACAAGAACAAAGCCCAUUUUGGAGCUGACAAAGUUAACAAAAUCAAAAACCCUUCUACUGUAUAGGGUUUUCUCUGCACUUUAUCUGUACACCGAGCUCAUCAAAGUCUUCGUCGCAAUGCCGCAAGGAGAUUACAUAGACCUUCACAGGAAGAGAAAUGGCUAUCGCCUUGACCACUUCGAGCGCAAGCGCAAGAAGGAGGCUCGUGAAGUCCACAAGCGCUCUGAAUAUGCCCAGAAGGCGCUGGGUAUUAAGGGCAAGAUGUUUGCGAAGAAGCGCUAUGCUGAAAAGGCCCAGAUGAAGAAGACACUGGCUAUGCAUGAGGAAUCGUCCACCAGGCGCAAGGUGGAUGAUGAUGUUCAUGAAGGAGCUGUUCCUGCCUAUUUGCUGGAUCGUGAAAACACAACGCGAGCAAAAGUUCUUAGCAAUACCAUUAAGCAAAAGAGGAAGGAGAAAGCUGGUAAAUGGGAAGUCCCUCUACCCAAGGUGAGGCCUGUGGCCGAAGAUGAAAUGUUCAAAGUGCUCAGAACUGGUAAAAGAAAGACCAAACAAUGGAAGAGGAUGGUCACAAAAGCCACAUUUGUGGGAGCUGGUUUUACAAGAAAACCUCCAAAGUAUGAGCGCUUCAUCCGUCCUAGUGGGCUGCGGUUCACCAAAGCUCAUGUGACACACCCUGAACUCAAAUGCACUUUCAAUCUUGAGAUUAUCGGAGUAAAGAAAAAUCCUAACGGUCAAAUGUAUACCUCUCUUGGCGUGAUGACAAAGGGAACCGUCAUUGAGGUAAAUGUUAGUGAAUUGGGUCUCGUUACACCGGCUGGGAAAGUUGUAUGGGGGAAAUACGCUCAGGUGACAAACGACCCUGAGAAUGAUGGUUGUAUAAAUGCUGUUCUGCUUGUCUAAGAGCAUGUUAUUUAUAAAACAAUGGUAUAUGUAGAGUUCUCAUUUCGUUGACGUAGCUCAAGAGCGGCUGUUUUACCUAUGAACACCAAAAUAGGAGCAAACUAUUUUAGCUUGAGCCUUCCUAUAA
This is a messenger RNA of Corylus avellana, 1135 nucleotides long. RefSeq lists its product as uncharacterized. The record is from RefSeq and is a predicted model, not a curated record. NCBI's taxonomy places the organism in Eukaryota, Viridiplantae, Streptophyta, Magnoliopsida, Fagales, Betulaceae.